Messenger RNA from Penaeus vannamei (Pacific white shrimp), 721 nucleotides. NCBI's taxonomy places the organism in Eukaryota, Metazoa, Arthropoda, Malacostraca, Decapoda, Penaeidae. The record is from RefSeq and is a predicted model, not a curated record.
GCUUCGACGUCGAGAAUGGCACCUCCCCGGGUCGAAGUCCCCUCGACGGGACUUCACCCUCGGCAGGGCUCGUCCUCCAGAACUUUCCGCAACGGAGGGAGAGCUUUCUGUACCGCAGCGACUCCGAUUUCGAGAUGUCGCCCAAGAGCAUGUCGAGGAAUUCUUCGAUCGCCUCCGAGGGGUCACGAGUUAUGUUGGCCACCCUGAGCGAGUCUCGUGGGGCCAAUGACGACAGGCCAAUACACGGCGAAGACCUCAUCGUCACUCCGUUCGCCAGAUCCUUGCGUCGCUCCGGUCCGUCAGGAAUAACUACAUCAACCUCACCAACGUGUCCACCACCAAGUCCCGGAGAUCAAGCGCUGCGGCCGGUUGCUCCACGCCACAACCCAAAUCCUUUUCGUACGGAGGUGAGUACACUUUGUUCCACUUUUGUUCCACUGUCUUCCUCCACUUUGUUCUCCUUUUCUUUAUUCCUAAUGACAAACAAUAAGAUCUUGGUAUUUAUGUUACGUGUGUGUAUGUGGGGCUGACAGCGAUGGCCUGAAUAAGAAGAAAAAGAGAUUAUAAAGAGAGUGAGGAGGAAGCCGCCUCGCGUGGGGGCGGUUAAAGUCUACGGUGUCCGCACGCCAUGUUAAACUAUCUCUCAUUGGUCAUGGAUGAAUUGGUAUCAUUUGAGAUCAUCUCCUGUAUGGCGUUGCGCUCGAACUUCUACGCAAUUGAC